This is a messenger RNA of Xenia sp. Carnegie-2017, 1849 nucleotides long. RefSeq names its product zinc finger protein 436-like. The transcript is spliced from 5 exons. Bases 278 to 1711 code for a protein of 477 amino acids. Gene Ontology annotation, cellular component: nucleus. Lineage: Eukaryota; Metazoa; Cnidaria; Anthozoa; Malacalcyonacea; Xeniidae. The record is from RefSeq and is a predicted model, not a curated record. Gene Ontology annotation, molecular function: protein binding; histone methyltransferase activity.
UGAUAAGAUAUUUACAGUGGUUUGUGCACGAUUUGUGAUACGGAGUUCCAAACGUUGGUUCUUUGCGACACAAAUUUGUUAUUGAAACGUUGAGAUUACGGUCAAUCUUAAACUUGAAACUUAUUCAAACGCUAUCGCCUCCUGCGAUACGACUUCUAACUUUUCCGAAUGCCGAACCAACGCUUGCAAGCUCUUAUUUAUAUUAUAAUUAUUAGGACAUAAUAAUUAUAGUUAACUUUAAUUUAUAGUUUUUAAAACAACAUUAAAAACUGAAGUCAUGAAGAAAUUUGAAAACAAACAGGUUUCUUCUAAAACAAUCGGUAAUUCGUCAACAUCAAAACCCAAGGUCAACGAUGUAAAUGACAAAAAAACUAAAUCCAUCAUUAAAAGAAAGUCCAUCAAAUAUAACUGCAAAGCUCUGAAAAAGACUUCUUUAAGACGAUCAUUAAGAAAGUCAUCCAUAAAGAUUUAUACAAAGGAAGAUGUACCUGACGAUGAUCUUAACAUUUUACAUCAAUGGAAGGGAACAUCAAAUGCUAUGAAGACACUUCCAAAAGAUUUGUACAUAAAAACCGCUACAAUCCCCAACGCCGGCAGGGGUGUUUUUACAAAGAAAAAAGUUAAAAUGAACACUCGUUUUGGACCAUACAGAGGAGAGGUACUUUCGCUUAAAGACGCAGAGGAUGGAAGAGAUCCUUCGUAUAUGUGGGAGAUUGUACAAGGAGGAAAGGUUGUAUAUUGCAUUGAUGGUAAGGACCUUGCUCAAGGUAAUUGGAUGAGAUUUGUGAAUUGUGCAAGAUUUGAAGAAGAACAAAAUAUAAUUGCAUAUCAAUAUAAUGGAGAAAUUUACUACCGAGUUUAUAAAGAGAUUGAAGCCGAUAAAGAAUUCCUUGUUUGGUAUGGAGAUGAGUAUGCUGAACAGUUGGGAAUAUCGUUGUUUGAUGAGGAAGAUAAUGACAAUCAUCAGUUUGAAGUUGGAGGUUACAGCUGUAGACACUGUGGAAGGAUGUAUACCUAUCCCGACUAUUUAGAGAAACAUUUAAAACGAUGUCCAAUGCUUGUUUGUACGAAUCCCUGGGAAUGUCCACGUUGUGGUCGAAAGUACAGUAGUGAAGACUAUCUAAAUGCUCACAUGAAAAAUGAAUGCGGAAAAAAUCCACGAUUAAAACGACAUGUGAGUGUUCAAACUGGAGAGAAGCCUUACAAAUGUGAACAUUGUGGUAAAAGAUUUACACAGCUUGGUCACUUAAAACGUCAUGGUAUUAUACAUACAGGAGAGAAACCUUAUCAAUGUCAACAUUGUGGUAAAACAUUUUCACAGAAUUGUCAUUUGAAUCAACACCUUAGGAUACAUACAGGAGAGAAACCUUGUCAAUGUCAACAUUGUGGUAAAACAUUUUCACAGAAUUGUCAUUUGAAUAAACACAUUAGGAUACAUACAGGAGAGAAACCUUAUCAAUGUGAACAUUGUGGUAAAACAUUUUCACAGAAUUGUGAUUUGAAAAAACACCUCAGGAUACAUACAGGAGAGAAACCUUAUCAAUGUCAACAUUGUGGUAAAACAUUUUCACAGAAUUGUAAUUUGAAUCAACACCUUAGGAUACAUACAGGAGAGAAACCUUAUCAAUGUCAACAUUGUGGUAAAAGAUUUAAUAAGAAGAAUAACUUGAAACAGCACGGUAAGAUCCAUGUUUGUAAGAAACAUUUAUGAUAUGAAUACUGUGGCAAGGGAUUUACAAAGGAUUGAUUGAGAGUAAGGCUGACAAGGAGGCCUUCGCCCUUCUAAUCUUGUGAAGGACUGCCAUCAUGAAAAAAUGCAAUCCUUAGAGAAAUUAUGAUGGAGGUAAUC